GAAUACUGACCAAGGUCAAUAGGCAUCUAGCCAAUCAGAAAGCAGAUUGAUUUACUGGAAGGGAGGCAUAUAGGCAAUGUUGAGGCAGCAAGGAGCAGGCCAACUGGAGGACGUCACUCACAAGAGACUAUGGGAGACACAGAGAAGAAAUAAAGCUGGAGUGAAGUGGAACAGACCCAGAAGAAGACGAAAGGAUAUAUUUGGCUAGCAGUCGUUGACUUCCGACAAGAAACAGCCAUGCCUCCUAAGAGUAGUCCUUCCAAGGUCAGGAUUUCUCCUUCUGCGACCAAAGAUCCUCCACCUCCUGACAAACCCAAACAAUCAUGCAAAGAGAGAUGUAAUGCUUGUAAUCCUUGUAAGAAUGUCUCCCCGAGCGUCUUAUGGGGGCUUCUUGUGGUUUUUGCAAUCAUCUCUACUGUCAUCUUGAUUUUGAUGAUCUAUCUCUAUGUUAUGUUGGAAGAUGAAAAGAGUCACCCUCUGGAGGAGCCCAUGCAGAAACUGAGGAACACAAUGGCCACAGGACUCCGAAGCCCAAAGCUCAACUACGAAAAUCCCUCCAAGGUAGCAGACGAAGUAAUGAAAUUGCCCUACCACGUAGAAGAAGCAGAAAAACUCUACAUGGAACGGAAAAAAAAGUACCAAUUACUCUUUAAAAAAGGCUUGACGUCUUCUGGACGCUGGCAACUUUUUGGGAGAAAUCUCUACUAUAUUUCAAAGGGACGGAAGACCUGGUACGACGCCGAGAACUUCUGCGUGUCCAGACAUGCCCACUUGGCCUCCAUCCUCAGUGAAGAAGAACAGAAUUACAUCAACUCUCAACUCAACCGUUCCACCUGGAUUGGUCUUUCGGAUGAAGAGGAGGAAGGUGUCUGGGAAUGGACCGAUGGCUCCAGUUUAACCAUACAGUAUUGGUCCAGCAGCCACGCGAUUAUCUCCAGGAUCUCAGGCAGCGAGGAAAAGGAUUGCACUUCCAUGGAGCCUUCACACAGCAGGUCUAGCUGGCAAGAAGCCAACUGCCACGACCUGAAGCAAUGGGUCUGCAAGGAGAGCCUCAGGGUUGAAGGACUGUGAAGCCUGCCUCACCCUCAGACCUGAAGUGACACUAGCCGACAGAGUGGUUUUUUUUUCAUUUCCAUAUCAAACCGCAUGGAAAAUCUACUCAUCACAGAAUAAAUGUACGAUUGGG
This is a messenger RNA of Anolis carolinensis (green anole), 1186 nucleotides long. Its product is annotated as CD209 antigen-like protein C. The record is from RefSeq and is a predicted model, not a curated record. The transcript is spliced from 7 exons. The coding region runs from base 238 to 1071 and encodes 277 amino acids. Lineage: Eukaryota; Metazoa; Chordata; Lepidosauria; Squamata; Anolidae.